Molecule: messenger RNA, 656 nt
Organism: Humulus lupulus (European hop)
Lineage: Eukaryota; Viridiplantae; Streptophyta; Magnoliopsida; Rosales; Cannabaceae
Product: prefoldin subunit 6
Exons: 5
Coding region: 74-472 (132 amino acids)
Biological process (GO): chaperone-mediated protein complex assembly; protein folding
Cellular component (GO): prefoldin complex; cytoplasm
Molecular function (GO): protein-folding chaperone binding
Source: RefSeq, a predicted model, not a curated record
AAGUCAUAAGUCACCGCCGUAUUGUCGACUGAAUAAGAUCUCUGGUUAGUUACAGCUCCAGGCUUCCAUAACAAUGGCUUCAUCUUCUUCUUCCGCCGUCAAAGAACUUCAGCGAGACUUGGAGAACAAAGCUAACGAUCUAAGCAAAAUUCAAAAAGAUAUUUCAAAGAAUCACCAAGUGAGAAAGAAGUACACCAUUCAGCUUGGCGAGAAUGAGCUUGUCCUCAAGGAGUUAGACCUUUUGAGAGAAGAUGCAAAUGUGUACAAGUUGAUUGGUCCAGUUCUUGUGAAGCAAGAUUUGGCAGAGGCCAAUGCAAAUGUGCGCAAGAGAAUUGAAUACAUCUCUGCUGAAUUGAAGCGGCUUGAUGGAACUCUUCAAGAUUUAGAAGAGAAGCAAAAUAGCAAAAAAGAAGCGAUCUUAAAGUCGCAACAGAGGUUGCAAUCAGUUCAGGCUGGAAAAGCCAAGGCCUAACAUGCCCUAAUGCUUAUCAGAUGUAACAAUUCCUUUGGACUUUAAUUUAAGGCUUGAGUGUAGCAUCUUUAUUAUUGUUUGUAGUUGCAGCAUUGGUGCUCGUUACAAUACAAAUCUUUAUUGUGAUUUUAGUAUUGUGGUAGAUUCAAUUAAAUCAUAUAUAUGCUAAAUGUCGAUUUUUGUA